Molecule: messenger RNA, 972 nt
Organism: Phragmites australis (common reed)
Lineage: Eukaryota; Viridiplantae; Streptophyta; Magnoliopsida; Poales; Poaceae
Exons: 1
Coding region: 26-415 (129 amino acids)
Molecular function (GO): DNA-binding transcription factor activity
Source: RefSeq, a predicted model, not a curated record
GAUUUCUGUCACAAAUUUAGCUAUAAUGGAAAGUGAGCUCGACCUUGAGCUCAGCCUCCUCCACCCCUCCUGGGCCGCGCCGGAGGAGCCGCUCGGCUUCUUCCUCUGCACGUACUGCGGCCGCAAGUUCUGCAGCUCGCAGGCGCUCGGCGGCCACCAGAACGCGCACAAGUACGAGCGCACCCUGGCCAAGCGCCGCCGGGAGAUCGCCGCAGCCAUGCGCGCGAACCGGGCGUCCGUGGAGGGCGCCGGCAAGGUCGACGCCAAGCUGGGGGGAUCCAGAAUCGUCGACGUUGCUGGAGCUGAGCCUGAGACUGAUAGGGCGAGGCCACUGGAGGCGCAGCCUGGGCAUUCUGCCGACCGGCGACGCAACGUUGAGAGCGCCGACGAGCUCGACUUGUCCCUUAGGCUAUGAUCGAUUGGCUUCUCCUGCACCAUGUACCUCUCUUCUCUUUGGCGCUUUGCCUGUUCUACAUACAUGCAUGCCCCAACAUGGCCACGCCACUUCGUUACAUGUUGUCGAUCCGUUCACUAGCUUGGUGAUGCGAUGGGCUAGACCAUGAGCUAUUUUAGAGAGGACAGAGCGCCGGUUCUCCUCGAUGCCUUGGAAAACAUUGAGAUUGCGAGAGUCCCAGAGGUGCCAAAGGAUUCUCAACACCAUUCAGGUGUGUUCAUCGUCCAAAUGUCGAGCUCUUCCGCCGGGCAGUCGAUGUGCAGCUUCGCUCAUACUCACUGGCUGACCGGACAGCCAAAUAAAAGAUGGAACCGAUCUUCAUCAGGUGCCGAGGAGCAUCGUUGGCAUAAUGGCAUACCUCAUUGGAGAUGGCUGUCUUGCGCAGCAGGUUGCACCUCGUCUGUCUAUGUAUAUUGUGUGUAACUUAGACUCCAUUAUUUGGAAGAAAAAUACAACUAGAUAUCAAGGAGAAAGUGUAAUAUAUACUAAUGGAUUAAUCUUUGUUUGCCACAAUUACA